GCGAAAGCUGAGCUCACCUCAAUUGACCUGCCGUUUUUUCCACCCCCCUCCUCCUCCUCCCUUCCCCUCCUUUCUCCAGCCCCGUUGCAUGAUGGUUAAAUAGCCUGGCCUCGGAACCCGCCAUUUUCUGUUGGGGCUGGCGGGAAAAGCGGGGAAGGGAGCGCAAGAGCAGCGCGAGCGCCGCCGCGGGACGACCAACGGCUUCCAACGGCCACUGACGCGCGCGAGGCGGACACUCAGCAGGUUUCCUGUGUUCUAAGGAUCACCCAAGAUGGCUCGUACCAAGCAGACCGCCCGUAAAUCCACUGGUGGGAAGGCACCCCGGAAACAGCUGGCCACUAAAGCCGCUCGGAAAAGUGCGCCCUCCACUGGUGGAGUGAAAAAGCCUCACCGCUACAGGCCUGGCACUGUGGCGCUGCGAGAGAUCCGGCGGUACCAGAAAUCCACAGAGUUGCUGAUCCGCAAGCUGCCAUUCCAGCGCCUGGUCCGUGAAAUCGCUCAGGACUUCAAGACGGACCUUCGGUUCCAGAGUGCUGCCAUCGGAGCUCUCCAGGAAGCCAGUGAGGCGUACCUCGUGGGUCUGUUUGAAGACACCAACCUGUGUGCCAUCCACGCCAAGCGGGUCACCAUCAUGCCAAAAGACAUACAGCUGGCCCGCCGCAUCCGUGGCGAGCGAGCUUAGAGCCUGCUCUUCCCUCCCCCCUCAUCCAAGCAGCCCCCCUCCCUCCCCGCUUGUGCAGUGUACUAGAAUACACUCCAGGGUUUUUUUUGUUUUUUCGUUCCGUUUUUCUCUCCUCCUCCUGUUUGUAGUGGCUAGGACAUGUGAGGAAAAUGUUAGAUUAUCUAUCGUAGUACGUCUCCGAGAUCGGGAGACUUGAUUCCUAAUUCAUCAUGUACAAGCAAAAACAAAAAGAAACCCUUUGAAACCUGCAAGACUUCUGGAUGUUGUUUUUGUAAAAGUUUUUUUUUUCAGAAUCGCCAAAAAAAAAGGAAAAAAAACACCCAACAGGGGACACUUUUGAAAUAUCCAGUUUUGUACACACGAUUUAAGUAGAUAAUAUGCAUUUAAACGUGAAAUGGCUUCUUUUUUCGGGCUUCAGGUUGUAAAAUAUCUGCAACGAACACUACACGGCUUUUUCUUUUGUUAGCUGAGUCUUUUCUUUGUAUUUAGGAGUGCUUACCGAGACCUUUUUUUCCCUAUUUUUCCAUUAGUCUUGUGUCUGUGACCUUUGUAACAAUAGGGACUCACCUUGAGGCAGUAAGAAAAAAAAUAAUAAAUGUUGAACGACAA
Heteronotia binoei (common prickly gecko) is the source of this 1291-nucleotide messenger RNA. RefSeq names its product histone H3.3A. The record is from RefSeq and is a predicted model, not a curated record. Gene Ontology annotation, cellular component: nucleosome. The transcript has 4 exons. Bases 272 to 682 code for a protein of 136 amino acids. Gene Ontology annotation, molecular function: structural constituent of chromatin; protein heterodimerization activity; DNA binding. Lineage: Eukaryota; Metazoa; Chordata; Lepidosauria; Squamata; Gekkonidae.